This is a messenger RNA of Polypterus senegalus (gray bichir), 5830 nucleotides long. Its product is annotated as protein mono-ADP-ribosyltransferase PARP14-like. Bases 79 to 5412 code for a protein of 1777 amino acids. Gene Ontology annotation, cellular component: nucleus; cytoplasm. The transcript is spliced from 17 exons. Gene Ontology annotation, molecular function: transcription corepressor activity; NAD+ poly-ADP-ribosyltransferase activity; nucleic acid binding. Gene Ontology annotation, biological process: negative regulation of gene expression. The record is from RefSeq and is a predicted model, not a curated record. NCBI's taxonomy places the organism in Eukaryota, Metazoa, Chordata, Cladistia, Polypteriformes, Polypteridae.
GAAAGGGAAGUUUUUUUUUUUCGCAUAGAAACAAACAAACGUACGGCCGGCUGGCUGGCCUGCAAACUUCGAGGAGCGAUGGCGGAGGAAUAUCCCUACCGGCUGAUUGUUGAGGGCAACUGGAGUCAGGCAGCGGGCAAGAUCAUCAAAAACAAACUUCAAAUCUAUUUCCAGAGUAAGAAAAAGUCCAAUGGGGGAGACUGUGACGUGGAGUACGAUGACAAAGCCAGCACCCGCGCCAUCGUGGGCUUUAGGAACCCAGAAAUAAGAAAACAGGUCCUAGAAAAGACCAGCCACGAACUGAGCGUGGAUAAUGAAACAGUAAAGCUGAAAGUCACACUUCCAGAACAAGCUGAGUCUAAAGGGCUACUUCCUAAUGAAGAAAGUGAGAAACUGAAGGAAGUCACUGGUGAAGAAAGUUCAGAGCCACAAUGUGCGUUGGCUCUUGUGGAGAAUAUUCAUGACAAGAUAUCCAAAGAUGUAUUGAUUAUGAUGGUGGAAAACAUCUCUAGUUUAGCUGAAGGUGAAGAUUUCACUGUGGAACUCAUCUCUGAAAUUAAUAAAGCUGUUGUGUCAUUCAGGGAUGGCAGAGGUAUACUACAUUUUUUGGAGAAAUGCAGAACACAUGGAAGAUUUUGCCAAAACAAGCUCACAGCAAAACAUCUGGGACCUACAAAAAGCAUCAUUGUAGAGGACUUGCCAACCAAUAUCAGUGAGGACAUGAUAUGCUUAUACUUUGAGCGACCACAAAUUGGUGGAGGCCAAGUUGAAAAGGUUACCUUGUUAGUUGAGGAACAAUCUGCAAUUGUCGACUUUCUGGAUCAUAAAGUUGCUGAAUCUGUAAAGGAGAAGACCCACGUGAUCCAAAAAACUACUGUAAAGGUGUACCUGUAUUACUACUGCUUGGGCACGGCCUUGUAUGGCAAAGACAGGCCACAGUGGAAGAUGCCAGAUGCAUUUAUUAAGAACAUUGAUGAACAUGUCUUUAAGUUUCUUCAGAGAAAUGCCAGUCAUAUUGAUCUAAUAAGCAAAGAAAUGUCAGAUCAUUUUUGUGGAAUAGACUUCUCAAAUCCAGCAGUGAAUAUCACUCCCUCUACUCUGCUACAGAAUCAUAAACAAGCCAAAGAUGUGAAAAGCUGGGAAAAAGAGGCUUCAGAUGCCUUCUUAAAGAUUAUGUCCCACUACAAAUCCUUUAAAAAUCACGUGGACCAUUCAGCAUGGAAUAUUGCCAAGGAAAAGGUUAUCAAUGUUUUGCCAACGUCUGUGAUGCUAUUGCCUGAGUUAGAUAAGGACAUGGUAAUUCUAGCAGGAGUUGCAGAAAAUGUUGAUCAGAUCCAAGAGAUAAUGGUUAGUGCUAUUGCAGAAGCCACUAGGAUUAUUGAAAGAGAAAAGAACAGUGUGACGGAAAAGGUUGGAAUGACAACACCACAAUAUCACCUUCUUAAAUGUGAUGGCUUUGAAGAGAGAAGCACUAUGCAAUACCCUGACCUAAAACUCAACUUCAUGCCGAAGGAAAAAUGCCUAAACAUUUGUGGUCUAAGCACAGAGGUAUAUGCCACAAAAAGUCAAGUUCUGGAAAAGAUGAUUAUUCUGAAGAAGAAAGCUAUUGAACUUGAUAUGUUUAUUGUGCAAUAUCUGACAAUGGCAGACAACAACCUCUUAUUCCAUAAAAUGUUUACUUCAAAGGGCAUAAAUGCGGCUUAUGAAAUCAGUCAAGGGGUAUUGAACCUUGUCAGCAGUGACGAAGUAGCACUGAGUGCAGCAGAAAGACAAGUAAGGAACACUUUAGGAGUGCGGAACACCAGUGCAGAUGACUACAACGUAACCCAGAAGCAGGAAUGCAUCCAGUUAAUGGAUGGUCUAUGUAGGGAACUGAACUCAGAAAAUGUGACCGUAUCCAUUCAAGUCCAUGAGAAGCAGCUGAUCAUUGCUGGUGAAAACAAGUCAGUGGAGCAGGUGUAUGAGAAGCUGUAUGACUUUAUUAACAGAAAUACACACAUCCAGGAAAAUAUUGCAGUAAAAUCAAGUGCAAUUGUAGAUUUCAUUAAAAUGCGGAAAGCUGAUACGUGGAGGAAGAGUAUAAAUUUACAAGAAGUCAACAUUGAGUUUGAUGUGCGUAUGAGAAGACCCAGCAUUUCCUUGGCUGGACCAAAGUUUUAUGUACUGGAUGCCAAAAAGGUGUUACAGAAUCUUAUACAGAAUAUUUACCUCGAAUGUUUAACAAUUAAAAAAGCAGGUGCAAAAAAGUGCUUCCAAAAGGAGGAGAAGCUGUACUACAGCACUGUACUCCGCGAUUACAAUUGUGUAAUAAUGCUUCAGGAAAAGGAAGCCUUUUUAGAUGAGGAUGACGACAUCACCCAACCACAAGUCGAAGUUUGUUUACCAAGUGGGGUUAUGAUAGCUGUUUGUAAAGCAGAUAUAUGCAGCUUACCUGUUGAUGCAGUAGUCAAUGCAUCUAAUGAAGACCUUCAACAUAUUGGAGGGCUUGCAGGUGCACUUCUUAAAGCUGCAGGACCAGAGCUGCAAACAAUGUGUGACCAGCAUCUCAUGGGAGAGAAACUUAAUCCAGGUGAUGCAGUAAUUACAAAAGCUGGGAAACUUCCUUGCAAAUACGUGAUUCAUGCAGUUGGCCCCAGAUGGAGUAUGUUCAGUAACCCUGAAAAGGCUAUAUUUCUGUUGCAGAAGGCAGUGAAAACAUGUUUAAAUAUUGCAGAGAAUCGCCAUCUAAAAUCAAUUGCAAUACCAGCCAUUAGUUCUGGAAUCUUUGGGUUCCCUUUAGACCUGUGUGCAAAAACAAUUGUAAAAGCUGUUCAGGAACAAUGUGAAAUGCUUGCUGAAGACCGCACUUUAAAAAAGAUUUACCUGGUUAAUAAUGAUGACAAAACUGUAACUGCUAUGAGUACUGCUUUGCAGAACAGAAAUCCAAAAAAGAUUGUUAGAGCAACUCCAAGAGUGUCUAAUAGUGAAAAAAGAGUCUCUGGUAAAGCCCCUGUUGGAGAAAACUUGGAGAGCAUGCAAACUAAAGAAGGAUUGAUGAUCAGCUUAAUAAAAGGAAACAUUGAAGAAGCUGCAACUGACAUCAUUGUGAAUUCAAUUGAUACCGACUUAGAACUAAGUAAGGGAGCUGUUUCACAAGCCAUUUUGAAAGCAGCAGGAUCCAAGCUUCAGACCCUUAUUCAAAAAGAAGCAUCUUCUAACCUAAAAACAGGAGACAUUGUGAAAACUGAAGCAUGUGCAUUGAGUUGCCGCCUGGUUUUUCAUGCUAUAUCACCAUACUGGAAUAAAGGACAAAACAAUUCUGAGGAGAUUUUACAGAAAUUGAUUAAAACAUGCCUCACUGAAGCCGAGAAUGAACAAUGCAGUUCUGUUACACUUCCAGCUAUUGGAACUGGCAAUUUAGGAUUUCCCAGACCUCUAGUAGCAUCAAUCAUGAUUAAAGAAGCGAUACGAUUUAGCCGUAGCGGAAAGUCCAUGCAUCUAAGGGACGUUCAUUUUAUAGUUCAUUCCAGCGACAGCCAGAGUAUUCAGGCAUUUACUACUGAAUUCAAGAAUUCUCAGCAUCUGGUUAAUAAACCUACUGUUAAGCAAUCAGGCACGCCUCCCAAAGGAAAUGCAGGUUUUAUUGGCCAUGUGUUUUUGCCAAACUUGGGUGUGUACCAGAUGACAAUUGGAGCAAUUAAUCUGGAAGUACUGACAGGAGAUAUCACCAAGGAAACCACAGAUGCUAUAGUGAACUCCUCCAAUGAUGACUUUACACUUAAGUCAGGUGUUUCCAAAGCAAUCUUAGACCAGGCUGGGCCAAUGGUUGAGCGCGAGUGCCAAAUGCUGGCUAGACAAAGACAAAAUGGACUGAUAAUAACAAAAUCUGGGAAUCUGAAGUGUACUUGUAUAAUACACUUAGCUGGUCAGAAAGAUGCCUCUGGUAUUAAGGAGAUGGUAAAACAAUCUCUUCAGCAGUGUGAGCAUCUUAAGUUAUCAUCAGUGUCCUUCCCUGCUUUGGGAACUGGACAAGCAGGCAUUGACCCUUCACUGGUAGCUAAUGCAAUGAUUGACUCUAUUGUUGAGUUUGCCAGCAAAUCCAAUGUACAGUUUUUGAAGAAAAUCAGAAUUGUGAUAUUCCAAACUACUAUGGGAGAAGUGUUUUAUGAAAGCAUGAAAGCAAAAGAAGGUACUGCUCUCCCAUCGCAGGAAAGCUGGUUUACAAAAUUAAUAUCACCAUAUUUUCGAGGCACACCCAAAACACAGAAGAAAGAAGAGUUUGUCAUUGUGGGAGAGAUUGAUCCAGCAAUUUUUCACAUUGCUGGUGAUUCAUCAAAUGCUGUGACAAGUGCUAAAACGUGGAUAAGAAAUUUAAUCAUUAAGGAGCAAACUGAAAAAAACAUAAAAGAUGAACUAAUCUAUCAUUUCACUGAAAAGGAACAUGAAAAGCUGAGAAACCUGCAGGAAAAUCUGCAGGUCAGUGUGAAAAUUGAGUGCACCAAGUCAGAAGCACACAUUCAAGUAGAAGGACUUACAAGAGAUGUGCUCACUGUGUAUGGAGAAAUUCAAGAAAUGAUAAGGAGUAUAAGAGAUGCUGAAACCCAGAAGCGUGAGGCUGAGAUGUACAAGAAUGUAGUAGACUGGCAGUAUGAAUCCAAUGGAACAUUUCUCUCAUUUGACAGCAUCUCAAACUGCAAACUAGAGAAAGGCCUUAAUGAAGAUGUACAUGAGGUCCAGGUUGAUAUUAAUCAUAAAAAAUAUUAUGUCAUUUUAGCUGAGAAAAUUGGUAUAAGUGCGGAUAGUGGAAAAGUUAAAGUGAAGAGAGUACAAACAACAACAGGUACUGUUCCAAUACACUGGGAUGACAUGAAGGGAACUUCUAUGCUUCGAGUUGUACUUUUACCACAUUUACAAGAAUACAAGGAUGUGGAAGUCUUAUUUCAGAAGACAUGCAAGAAUCAGAUUCUAAAGAUUGAAAGAAUUCAGAAUAUACAUCUUUGGAAGAGCUAUGAAAUAAGGAAGGAGUCCCUGAAAUUAAAGAACCAAACUAUCAAUCAUGAAAGACAGCUGUUUCAUGGACUGGCUGAGGGAUCUGUUGAUCAUAUUAAUAACCAUGGAUUUAAUCGCAGCUAUGCAGGAAAGAAUGCGGCUGUCUAUGGUAAAGGAACCUACUUUGCAGUUGAUGCGAGCUACUCUGCAAGUAACACAUACUCUGUACCAAAUCUUCAAGGAAAUAAACACAUGUACCUGAGUAGAGUUCUUACUGGAGAGUUUACUUUAGGAAAUGCGUCCUACAUUGUCCCACCUUCCAAAAAUACUGCUAAUCCUACUGAUCUGUAUGACAGUGUGGUAGACAAUGUUCAAAGUCCUAAAGUUUUUGUGAUAUUUAAUGAUGCACAAGCCUAUCCUGAGUAUUUAAUCACUUUCUGUUGAAGAUACCCAUAUACUGUAUAUCUUGUGUCAAGUCAAAUAGAGGAUGGAUCAAGCAAGACCUCGUUGUUCCAGAUCUCACACUUUAAACAUCAAGUCUUGCUUAAUAAAAAAAAAAAAUCAUCAUUAUUGUAAAAUAAAAAAAAAGUUUAUAAUUGACUAACUGCUUAUGUCCAUAAAAUAGAUGAAUACUAUUUUAGUUUAGUUAUUCUUUAAGGUGAUGUUAAAAAGUAAUUUAAACUAAAAUAAUGCAUUUUAAUGUCUUCAGUAGAUUAAAUCAGUUUUCAAUAUAUUCUGUAAAAAAAACUUCAUGCAUGCACUUUAGAAUAUUUUUAAAUAUUUCCAAAUGUUAUUAAUAAAUAAGACAUUAAAGGGAUUAUGUGGCUGGAAAUUAGACAUUAAAUUAUUUGUUUCCCCAGUA